Messenger RNA from Plectropomus leopardus (leopard coralgrouper), 5678 nucleotides. It is a transcript of the gene wdr11, whose product is annotated as WD repeat domain 11. The record is from RefSeq and is a predicted model, not a curated record. Gene Ontology annotation, cellular component: cytoplasm. Lineage: Eukaryota; Metazoa; Chordata; Actinopteri; Perciformes; Serranidae. Gene Ontology annotation, molecular function: protein binding.
UACUUCCUGUUAGAUUUAUCUACAGAGCCGAGCCACAGAAGCUAAACAAUUGUAGCAGCUUUUCGUCAACAAAUGUUAAUGUAGCAUAAAUACCGACCAACAAUAAUGAUUCCGUACACUGUCAACAUCAAACUCGCGGCUCGGACGCUGACUGGCACUCUCAAUUUGCAGAAUAAAACCGCUGUAGAUUGGGGUUGGCAGGGGCUGAUAGCUCAGGGAUGUCACUCCAGUAUUCUCAUCAUCGAUCCAAAGACGGCUCAGACCAUCCAGGUGCUGGAGAGGCACAAAGCUAAUGUGGUCAAGGUGAAAUGGUCAAGGGAGAACUACUACCACAACAUGAGCUCUCCCUACUGUCUGCGGCUGGCUUCAGGAGAUGCCUCUGGGAAGAUCAUAGUGUGGGAUGUGGUCAGUGGCACGGCCCAUUGUGAGAUCCAGGAGCACUCCAAACCUAUCCAGGACUUGGAGUGGUUAUGGAAUCAGGAUGCGUCUCGUGAUCUGUUGUUAGCCGUGCACCCUCCCAACUACAUCGUUCUGUGGAACGGAGAUACGGGCACCAAGCUGUGGAAGAAGAGCUAUGCUGAGAACAUCCUCUCCUUUUCUUUUGACCCCUUUGACCCCUCCAACAUGGCGUUGCUUACCAGUGAAGGAAUAGUCUUUAUCACAGACUUUUCGCACUCCAAACCUCCGGGCAGCGCUGGCAAAAAGGUCUACAUCGCCAGCCCUCAUGCAAGCCCUGCCCACACCAAACCUGCCCCCGCUGCUGCCCCGGCUCCUACCGGCGCCAAGAAGGCCCUCAACAAGGUCAAAGUGCUCAUCACCAAUGAAAAACCCACUGCGGAGGCGGUUACGUUGAACGACUGUCUGCAGCUGUCCUACCUGCCAUCCAAGAGGAACCACAUGCUGCUGCUUUAUCCCAGAGAGAUCCUCAUCCUGGACCUGGAGCUCAGCCAGACGGUGGGCGUGGUGGCUAUCGAGCGCUCCGGGGUGCCCUUCACUCAGGUGAUUCCCUGCGCUCAGCGGGACGCCCUCUACUGUCUCCAUGAGAACGGGUGUAUCACUCUCCGAGUGUGUCGCUCCACUACCACUCCAGAGGAAGCAACGGACCCCGAGCAGAAUGUCUACGAGCUCAUGUACGACCUGCGUUCUCAGUGCGAUGCCAUCCGAGUCACCAAAACAGUGCGGCCAUAUCGCAUGGUCAUCUGCCCCGUCAAUGAAAACAACGCUGCGCUAAUGGUCAGUGACGGCAGAGUAAUGCUGUGGGAGCUCAAAGCCCACAUCGGAAGGGCUGUUGUCAAUCCAAGCUCGGGUCUUUCGCCACUCUACUCCCCAGUGUCAUUUUGUGGCGCGCCGCUGGGUCCCAACCAGAAAAGGAUUCAGGAUCUCUCACUCAACAGCAUGAUUGGUCAGACCAUGAUAGCUGGUGAGGCUCCUCCUCCUUCAUCCAACCAGCAAGAGGUCCAGCUGAAGUUCCUGCUGACUGGCCUGCUGUCUGGUCUGCCGCUGCCACCGUUUUCCAUCCGCAUGUGUCCUCCUCUGACCACCAAAAACAUCAACCACUACCAGCCCCUGCUGGCUACAGGCACCGGUAAUGGUUCUGUACUGGUCUAUAACCUGACAAGUGGUCUUCUCCACAAAGAACUCAGUGUCCACUCCUGUGAAGUCAGGGGGAUUGAGUGGGUGAGUCUUUCCAGUUUCCUAUCUUUUGCCACUUCUGCUCCCAACAACAUGGGCCUGGUACGAAAUGAACUGCAGCAUGUGGACCUGCCCACAGGAAGAUGCUUUGCUUUCAGAGGCGAGCGAGGAAACGAUGAGCCACCCAUUGAGAUGAUUAAAGUGUCUCAUCUUAAACAAUACCUGGUGGUGGUGUUCAGAGACAAACCCCUGGAGCUGUGGGACAUCAGGACGGGGACACUUCUUCGAGAGAUGGCCAAGAACUUCCCCACUGUUACUGCAUUGGAAUGGUCCCCAUCCCACAACUUGAAGAGUCUGAAGAAGAAGCAGAUGGCAGCGAGGGAGGCCAUAGCUCGGCAGACGGUGUCAGAUGCCGAGCAGAGCAGUGUUGAAUCCUCAGUCAUAAGUCUCCUCCAGGAUGCAGAGAGCAAGUCAGAGACCAGCCAGGCCAUCUCAGCCAGGGAGCAUUUUGUAUUCACUGACACAGACGGGCAGGUCUACCACAUCACUGUGGAGGGCAACACAGUCAAAGAUGGUGCACGAAUUCCCCCUGAUGGCAGUAUGGGCAGUAUCGCCUGCAUUGCCUGGAAAGGUGACACCCUGGUGCUUGGGGAUGUUGACGGCAAUCUCAACUUCUGGGACCUCAAAGCUCGUUUGUCCAGGGGAAUACCGACACAUCGUGGCUGGGUGAAGAAAAUCCGCUUCGCCCCGGGCAAGGGCAACCAGAAGCUGCUGGUCAUGUACACAGAUGGAGCAGAAGUCUGGGACACUAAAGAGGUCCAAAUGGUGAGCAGCAUGCGGAUUGGGCGCAACGUGAACUACCGUAUCCUUGACAUUGACUGGUGUACGUCAGACAAGGUGGUGCUGGCCUCUGACGAUGGCUGUAUCAGAGUGCUUGAGAUGGCCAUGAAGUCUGCCAGCUACCGCAUGGAUGAACAAGACCUCACCGAUCCAGUGUGGUGUCCUUACCUGCUGGUGCCCAGAGCUGCCCUCACUCUCAAGGCUUUCCUGCUGCUGCAGCCCUGGUCAGGAACCUUCACCAUGGACAUUACUCAAGUAGACUACAAUGAGAAAGACGAGAUAAAAGGCCUGAUCCAGGAGCAGCUCAACUCCUUGUCUAAUGAUAUGAAGAGUGUGCUACAGGACCCCGAGCUCAGCCUGCUGCAGCGCUGCCUCCUGGUCUCACGGCUGUUCGGGGAUGAGUCGGAUCUGCACUUCUGGACAGUGGCGUCGCACUACCUCCAGUCGUUUGCCCAGGCUCGCCAGCUGAGCGUGUCCACUUCAGAGGGUCAGACCCAAAAUGAAGGAGCCCAGCCAUCACCUCAGAACCACCUUGACAUCUGCCACGACGUCCUGUGUGAGAGCUCCUACUUCCAGAAGUUCCAGUUGGAUCGCGUUCACCUGCAGGAGUUGAAGCGCUCCAGUUAUGAACACACCAAGAAAUGUGCUGACCAGCUCCUCCUGCUGGGUCAGACGGACCGAGCGGUGCAGUUACUGCUGGAGACGAGUGCAGACAACAGCAGCUACUACUGCGAUUCACUCAAGGCCUGCCUAGUGACCACCAUCACCUCUUCAGGCCCCUCGCAAUCCACCAUCAAACUAGUGGCCACCAACAUGAUCGCCAACGGCAAGCUCGCAGAGGGAGUACAGCUGCUCUGUUUGAUUGACAAGGCAGCGGAUGCUUGCCGCUACUUGCAGACCUACGGGGAGUGGAACCGGGCUGCCUGGCUGGCUAAGGUGCGUCUGAACCCAGCAGAGAGCUCAGAUGUGCUGAAGCGCUGGGCAGAGCACCUGUGCUCCCCGCAGGUCAACCACAAAUCCAAAGCCAUCCUGGUGCUGCUUUCCCUCGGCUGCUUUUACAAAGUAGGAGAGAUGCUCCACAGUAUGAGGUACUUUGAUCGUGCCGCCCUCUUCAUCGAAGCCUGUCUGAAGUACGGGGUGAUGGAGGCCAACGACUCUUCCAAUAAACUCAUCAAGGCUGCGUUUUUGGAUUACGCACGGCUGCUGCGUUCAUUGGGCCUGCGGGAGGGUGCUGCUCUGUGGGCAUCUCGGGCCGGCAGCGCUGGGGAACAGCUGAUGGAGGAGCUGUUCCAGGGAGAGGGAGGCACGCCAGAAGCCAUUCUUGGCGAAGAUGAAGUGGAGCUGGGCCAGGAGAGCACCGAGUGACCCCCGAAGAGGAGAGGUUUGGAAGAGAUGACAUGCUCUUCAGUGCAGAAAAAGGGGUCUGCGAUUCAUUCUAAACUCAAUAACAUGACCAUUGUUAAAUGACUUUGUGUGGGCAUCCAGGGGAAUCAUGAUCAUCAUCUCCACACCGCGAGAAGAGGAGAUAUGAGGAGUUUCCUCCGUGUGAAGUUGUCAGUCUGUCACUGGAGUCUGCCUGUCUGUGAUCAAUGAGUGUGACAUUUCUUGAUGUCUGGUAAGACCAGUGCGUGUUUGUGCACGUACGUGUAUGCAUGUCCAGCCCCAAAAGAAACACUUUUGUCCCGACUACCCCAACAAAUGCAGUAAUGCACAUUUGUUUUCGUUGGUUGUUUAAUGAAACUCAUUACAUUUUUUUAAUGGUUUCUUGUUAGGCUUUAUUUUGUGUGCCUGUAUUAAUAACUUUAAAGUACUGUUGUAGCCGUACAGGUUUAAUUUGCCUUUUCGCUGUUGAGAUUAAAUGUGGCACAAAAAUAAUAACUUCCUUUUUUGAGUUUGAAAAUGCACUCCCCAUACAGAAGGUUUCCAUUACCACCCUAUGACUGACUUCCAAAUUUUUUUGCACUCCUGAAUUUAACCAAAAAAACACCACAUUAUUUGAAUGAUUCCUCCUUAGUAGUGUCCUAGUAUUGCUCUAGACCGACACAUAGCAGACUGGACGCAACAUCCACAGCAGGUGGUGCUGUAUAAUUGAGUGACCAAAGCUUGCUACUGCACCACUCUCUGCAGCUGUAACUGUUGGAUUGCUGUCAAAUUUGUUAGCCUGGCCACCCUGCACUUAUUAGACACUUAAUAGUGUAUUAUCUCCCUGCACACACAGAGGGAAGCGCAAUCUGACCGCUGCCACCUGCGUGAUACUGUUUAAUUAGCUUGUGUAAAGUUCAGUUCAGUUAAAUAGAUGCUGGUCGCUCAUUAAUCCAUUCCAUUGAUCCAAAUGGAAUUUUUAAUUUCCUACUUUUAUGAAGAUGAGAGGAUACUUUGCUCCCUGUGUCCCUUGAUGUUUGCAUAAUGAGGUUGUUCUGUGGUGUGUGUAUCAUAGGGAGAGCUGUCAAAACGUGUUGUAACUCAUUUUUAAUCAGACUUCUGAUGGAUCAUUUAUAAACAAACUGUAAUCUGUGCUGCUCCCACUGUUGCUCGUCACAAUCACAAAGCCUGACGCACAGUUUUAGACUUGCUGCCACGUCUCCUCCGCUCUGCUUUUGCCUCACGUUUUCCUUAAAAAUAUCUACUGAUCAUCCAAAUCAUUCCUGUGACAAUGCAAAGACUUUAGUGAUUGAGUGUUUAAUUGCCUUGUAAUGUGUUUAGUUGUCCUGUAACAAGACAGUAACUCCAUUCACGGGACCUUUCAGCGUGUUAUUGUGUUUCAUAAACACGUCAGUGCUGUUUCUCUUCUGUGUUAACCCUUAGGCAGUGUCACUAUGGCAACCCAGGCCUAUUUUAAGGGGCUACAUGUUGUUCCUGUAGAUCCAUUUCACAGAGCUCUGCUAACAUACUGUAAAGAGUCGGCAUAGAGUCACACAACCCAGCAGAUAAUCAGCUGUAGUUUACCUAAUGCUGUGUAUCUUCCUCCAAUCAUGUCAUGCAGUAUUGUGGAAGCAAAAUGUGCCAUACUGCCUGUUUUGAUUAGGAAUCAGUGUGAUUAACACUAGCUGCUUUUCUUUGUACUUAGAACUUAACAAAGUUUAGCCUUUUUUUCAUUGUUCUGUGUUCUUUGUUUUUACAGUGAUCCUGAUGCUUUAAGUGAUAUAUCAAGAGAAAGAAAAGAUAUAUGUAUAUAUGAAUGGCAAUAAAAUCAAUGUUAACUUUAA